AUGGCAAGCAAGUCUGGCGCAAAAUCCGGCAAUGCCGGUGAAACCUCGAAGGAGACGAAGUUCCUCCAGACGCGCAGUCAGAAGGCAGGGUUGCAGUUCCCCGUCGGUCGUAUACACCGUUACCUCAAAAUCCGGACGCAGCACAACAUGCGCGUCGGCGCCAAGGCGGCCGUGUACACGUCCGCCGUGCUCGAAUAUCUCACCGCAGAAGUGCUCGAACUCGCAGGCAACGCGUCCAAGGAUCUGCGCGUCAAGCGUAUCACCCCGCGCCAUCUGCAGCUCGCUAUCCGCGGCGAUGAAGAGCUCGAUAUCCUUGUCCGAGCGACGAUCGCGGGCGGAGGCGUACUGCCCUUCAUCCACAAGAGCCUCACGCAGAGCAAGCAACCGAAGAAGAGCGCGGAGCAGCAGCAAUGA
Messenger RNA from Punctularia strigosozonata HHB-11173 SS5, 414 nucleotides. Its product is annotated as histone h2a variant. The coding region runs from base 1 to 414 and encodes 137 amino acids. Gene Ontology annotation, molecular function: structural constituent of chromatin; protein heterodimerization activity; DNA binding. The record is from RefSeq and is a predicted model, not a curated record. Gene Ontology annotation, cellular component: nucleosome. Lineage: Eukaryota; Fungi; Basidiomycota; Agaricomycetes; Corticiales; Punctulariaceae. The transcript is spliced from 3 exons.